Molecule: messenger RNA, 3673 nt
Organism: Indicator indicator
Lineage: Eukaryota; Metazoa; Chordata; Aves; Piciformes; Indicatoridae
Gene: CFAP57
Product: cilia and flagella associated protein 57
Exons: 22
Coding region: 1-3654 (1217 amino acids)
Molecular function (GO): protein binding
Source: RefSeq, a predicted model, not a curated record
AUGUCGACGGUGGUGGCUCAGCCCGUGGCUAUCUUCGGCUGCCGGCCGCGGGUGGGCGGCGGCGUCUGCUUCUUGGAGGAUCACGUCGUGCUGCACGCGGCGGGGACGGGCUGCCUCCGGCUCCAUCUCGAGCAGAAAUGGCACAAGUUCAUCCCAGGCACCGAGAAGAGCCGUGGUGUGCGGGCUCUGGCCAUCAGCUCCAGUCGGCAGUACUUGGCCGUCUCAGAGACGGUGGUGGAGCAGCCGGUACUGACCGUCUAUGACCUGUCGUCGGAGCUGGUGCGGCGGCGGAAGACGCUGGUUGCCGCCGAGCUGCCGGCGCCGGAGGCGGUGUCCCUGGCCUUCUCCCCCGACUGCCGCUACCUGGCGGCCGCCACGGCCCCCCCUGAGGGGUACCUCACCUAUUGGUUCUGGGAGAAGCAGCGGCUGAUGGCGGCAGUGCGCGUCGAAGCCCCGUGCCCUGGAGUCUGUCAGGUGAGCUUUAGUCCUCAAGACAAUACAGAAGUUUGUAUCACUGGAAACGGCUUUUUUAAACUUUUUAAGUAUAGUGGAGGAACUUUGCAGCAGGUGAAUUUAGAAAAGGGAGAGCCACAAAACUACUUGUGCCAUGCCUGGCUGUCGGAGGAGGAAGUUAUAUGUGGUACUGACACAGGCAAACUUAUCUUGUUUGAAACUGGAGAGCUGCGCUGGGAGACAAGUGUACAGUAUAAAACCCCACCCAGAGGUGCAGAAGAUGCAACAACAAAAGAAUGUGAAAGUUCUUCUGAUGUCUCUUGUGAACUGGCCUCUGAAGAUCCUAAUCCACAACAGGAUUCUUUGCCUCAAAUAUCUGCAAUUGCAGCUUAUUCCAAAGGCUUUGCAUGUUCAUCUAGCCCAGGAGUUGUUCUUCUGUUUGAGAAGACCAAGGAAGACUACAAGGAGAGGCAGGAAAUCUGGCUUCCUCAGGACCUGUUCAGCAGUAGGCCAAAAAAGUCAGGCAGACAGGACAUCAUAUGUAUAUGCUUCAGCCCCUCUGAGGAAACAAUAGUCGUUUACACAAAUAAAAACCAGCUUUACAUGUUUACUAUGCUCUCCACUGAUCUUAUGAAGGAGAAGGCAGCUUAUUUUGUGUAUCUGAAUUUCCCACUGCAUUCUGCUUCCAUUACCGGUCUGGACAUUUGUAUUUGGAAACCCAUUCUUGCAACUUGUUCCUUGGAUAGAUCUGUCCACAUCUGGAAUUACAAGAUGAACACUGUGGAGCUGUAUAAGGAAUAUCGGCAGGAAGCAUACACGGUAUCACUUCAUCCCAGUGGCCUUUUCUGUUUGGUUGGGUUUUCUGACAAACUGCAAUUUAUAAGUCUACUAUAUGAGGACAUGCAUGUUUUGAAGGAGUUUGCUGUGAGACAGUGUAGAGAGUGUUCAUUCAGUAAUGGAGGCCAUCUUUUUGCUGCAGUUAAUGGAAAUGUAAUUCAAAUUUAUUCCAGCAUCACCUUUGAGAAUAUUAACAAUCUGAAAGGACAUAGUGGGAAGAUACAUGCAGUUAAAUGGAGUGCAGAUGAUGCUAAAGUUUUCUCCUGUGACACACAUGGUGCUGUGUAUGAGUGGAACUUGUCAAAAGGUAAAAAGGAUUCAGAGUGUGUGCUCAAGUCCUGCAGCUACAGCAGCAUUGCCCUGUCUUCUGAUGCCAAAGUCAUCUUUGCUGUUGGAUCUGACCAAACUCUCAAAGAAAUUUCAGAGUCUUCGAUCCAGCAUGAAGUGCCUGCUUUUGGUGUUCCUUAUACUGCAGUAGCUGUUUCUCGUUCUGGGCACAUGGUAUUUGUUGGGACAUCUCUGGGAACAAUUCGAGCUAUGAAGUACCCAUUGCCUCUGACAGAGGAUUUCAAUGAGUAUCAGGCCCAUGCAGGGGCUGUUACAAAGAUGUCCAUGACAAAUGAUGACCUAUUUCUGCUCACUGCCUCAGAGGAUGGCUCUAUAUUUGUCUGGAAAGUGUUUGAUAAAAGACAUGGGAUACUAAGGAAGCUAAAGGAAGUUGAGUAUGCUGAGGAAGUGCUGAUCAUGAGAUCAGAUAUAGAAGAGAAGAAUCAGGCAAUGGUAGACCUGCAGAUUCGUGUGAAAAAUCUACAGGCAGAAAAUGAUUAUGAGCUGCACUUCAAAGACAUAUACUAUAAUGAAAAAAUAAAGGAAUUAGAAAAGAAUUUCACUCAGGAAAUAGAAUCCCUUAAAAGCAAAUACCAGACUUUACAGGCAGAGAAAGAAAAACAGGAGCUACAACACGAGCUUCAACUGUCUGAGCUGAUGAAUAAACAGGCCAGGGAGGUGCAACAGCUAGAGUCUGACAGUAACCAGAAACUCUUAAAGGAAAAUGAGAAAUAUGAGGAUCUGAAAGUGAAAGCCCAGAGGAUGCAGGAGGAAUACGAGAAACAAUUGCACAAUUUAGAAGAAAGCAAAAGCAGUGCUGUGAAGGAACUAACAGAAUCUUAUGAGGCAAAACUUCACAAGAAAUCUAUUCUGCUGGAAGAGGCAAAAGAAAAUAUGAGGGAGCAGCUCCAAGCACAUGAGGAAAUUACGAAACAAAUGGAAGAAGAUGGAGACCAAGAAAUUCUGGGAAUCAAAGUCAAGUAUCAAAGAUGGCUUAUGGAAGAAAAGGAAUCAAACCAACAACUGAAAGGAGAAAUAGGAAUCAUGACUAAAAGGUUGAAUAACCUACAGGACAAGCUCGCAGAGCGAAACAGGGACGCUGAGAAAAUGAGACAGGAACAACAGAUGCUGGAAGGCAUCAUUAAGUCACUAGAGGAGGACAUCUUGACACUGAAGACAGAGAUUCAAGAGAGAGACAACAUUGUCCAAGACAAGGAGAAGCAGAUAUAUGACCUAAAAAAGAAAAAUCAGGAACUGGGAAAGUUGAAGAUUGUACUGAAUCAAAAAACAGAGGAGUUUAUGAAGCAAAUAGAGUCACGUGAAAAUGAUAUUAGAAUGAUGAAGGAGCAGAUCCAUGAGAUGGAGCGGGACAAGGAACAAUUGCUCAAGGAGACCACACAGUUGAAGCUGAACAUCACACAAAUGCAGCAGAAACUAAAGGCAAUGGAGCACGAGAUGCAAAGACAGAGAGAGAAGAAACAAACUAUGGAAACUCUUGUCAGCCGAUUUAAAACAGAUCUUCAUAAUUGUGUGGGCUUCAUUCAGGAUUCCAAAAAAAUGAAGAAUGAGAUCCGUGAGCUCUACACCAAGUAUGUGGAGCAAGCAGACCUGGCGGAGACUGAACCAGUAGACAUAGACUUGCAGCAGGAGUACAUGAGACAGCGAGAGUAUCUCGAGAGGAAUUUGACAGCUUUAAAAAGGGCAAGGGUGAAGGAUCAGGAAAUACACCAAGCUGCUUACAGGCGCAUCCUGCAGGAAAAUGUGAGUCUGAUUAAGGAAAUCAAUAACUUGCGGCAAGAAUUGAAGGUGGCCCAGAGCCAGGUACAUGACCUCCGGUCAACGCUAAAAUUAGCCAAGAAAAAACAAGCCAUUCAUGACACAGAUCCUGCCAGUGAAGUGCUGCCCAGCCCAGCUGUCCUAAGGCUGAAUGCAGAGAAGGAAAGUGAGAAAAUCAUAGAAAUGCAGCAGCUAGAAAUUCAAUACCUGCGAAGCCAAAUCCAGGAGAAGAGCAAGUCCUUGGAGUUCAGUUUCUCUUAAUCAGAGAUCUUCCAAGGCU